This is a messenger RNA of Didymella exigua CBS 183.55, 1491 nucleotides long. RefSeq names its product putative maltose permease. The coding region runs from base 1 to 1491 and encodes 496 amino acids. Lineage: Eukaryota; Fungi; Ascomycota; Dothideomycetes; Pleosporales; Didymellaceae. The transcript has 5 exons. Gene Ontology annotation, biological process: transmembrane transport; carbohydrate transport. The record is from RefSeq and is a predicted model, not a curated record. Gene Ontology annotation, molecular function: carbohydrate:proton symporter activity. Gene Ontology annotation, cellular component: membrane.
AUGUCGAUUCCGGCAGAAGAAGUCCGUGAAGCCAUUGAAGCCGAGCAUGCGCUCACGUUCUGGGAAGCUGUGAAGUUGUACCCUAAGGCGAUCGGGUGGUCGAUGUAUUUCAGUCUGGGGGUGAUCAUGCUCGCAUUUGACCCGCAACUCCUCGGAAAUCUAUACGCCAUGCCUGCCUUCCAGAAACAGUUUGGAUACGCCUUCGAAGAUGGCUACAUUAUCUCCGCUGCGUGGCAGACUGGUCUCGGCAUGGGCAAUCCAAUCGGACAGGUUGUUGGCGCGCUGGCUGCAGGUUAUCCUAUGGAGUGGUACGGGCGUAAGAGGACAUUCAACGUGUGUGUAUUCGCUGUCACAGGGUUGGUGUUCAUCCAAUUUUUCGCGCGUUCGCUGCCGGUGCUAUUAGCUGGCGAACUGCUCGCAGGUCUUGUGUUGGGUGCGUUCGUGGUUAUCGCACCAGCGUAUGCGUCCGAGGUUAGUCCUCUGGCGAUGCGCAGCGUGAGCACGAGUUAUGUGAAUUUGUGCUUUGUUACGGGCCAGUUGCUUGGGAAUGGGGUUUGUGCUGCGACGCAGCAUAUUACCAGUCACUGGGCAUACUCGAUUCCUUUCUCCCUACAGUGGUUCUGGUGCUUGGUAAUCUUUCCUGGUAUGUGGUUUGCACCUGAAAGCCCGUGGUGGCUUGUGAGACAAGGCAGGCUCGAAGACGCAGAAGAAGCGCUGAGAAGGUUGUCAAGCGCAAAAGUCAACGUCAAAGCAAGUCUGGCGCAGAUCGUGGAAACAGACAUGCUGGAGAGGGACAUGGAGGCUGGAAGCACCUACUACGACGUGUUUCGCAAGGUCAAUUGGCGCCGGACGGAAAUUGCAAUCGGAGUGUACACUACACAAGUGCUGUGUGGAGUAUAUCUUAUCAAUUACGGGACGUACUUCUUCAGCCUUGCUGGAUUAGACACAGAUCAGGCGUUCAACAUGGGUCUUGGGUUUAUGGCCGUCGGCUGGGUGAGCGUUCUACUCUCAUGGUAUCUGAUGCAGAGAUUCGGGAGGCGCGUGCUGUUCGGCGCUGGUCUUACUGUGCUUACUGUCAUCAUGUUUUUGGUCGGUAUCCUGGACUGUGUACCAACGCAAGGCGCCGUAUGGGCCAAGUCCACAAUGCUCUUGGUUUGGAACUCUGUUUAUAACUGGAGCGUCGGUCCUGUUGCAUUUGCGAUCUUCUGCGAAGUCAGCGCUACACGCGUGCGCUCGAAGACCAUCGCAGUGGCCACGGCAGUGCAAGCGCUGGUUGGCAUCAUCAUGACUGUUGCGAUUCCGUACCUCAUCAAUCCAGAUGAGGCAAACUUAGGCGGCAAGCUUGGUUUCUUCUUCGGUGGUCUCUCGAUACCAUGUCUGAUCUGGUGGUUUUUGCGAGUGCCCGAGAUGAAGGGGCGCACGUAUGAGGAGCUUGAUAUCAUGUUCGAGAGGAACGUGAAGACACGGCAGUUCAAGGGGUAUCAGAUCUGA